ACUUGUCGCUUGUCUUGGUCGUGCGUGGAUUGGGAAUAGUGAAUCACAAGCGCAGCUGGAUGACCUCGCAAACCCUGUACAUUUAUAUAUAGCCGAUAACAAGUGCAGUUGUGAAAUAACUGAGUUUUUCACAAACGAGUUUGCGUAGGAACUUAAUCGGCUUGGAAAGACAGCGAUCAUUCUCUGCAGGAGUAGACCAGAAGUUUUUGCCUUUUUUAAGCUGGUUGUUCUUUCCAUCGCCAUGUCCUCCGGUGAUGUGUCAGAGCAGUGUCGGCGAUUCUGCGUGUUAUCUUGGGAGCAGGUGCAACGUUUGGACUCUAUUCUUGGCGAGACGGUUCCAGUUCACGGACGUGGAAACUUCCCGACGCUUUCGGUUCAGCCGCGACAGAUUGUUCAGGUGGUUCGAGCACGUUUGGAGGAGCGAGGCAUCACUGUUCGAGAUGUGAGGCUAAACGGCUCGGCCGCCAGCCACGUUCUGCACCAAGACACGGGGCUCGGAUACAAGGACUUGGACCUGAUUUUUGGCGUUUCGCUGUCAGACGACCAGGCCUUCCGUGUGGUGAAGGAUGUGGUCCUCGACAGCCUGCUGGACUUCCUACCCGAGGGCGUCAGCAAGGAGAGAAUCUCAGCACUUACUCUAAAGGAAGCUUAUGUACAGAAGUUGGUGAAGGUUUGCAACGACACCGACCGCUGGAGCCUCAUUUCGCUCUCCAACAACACCGGCAAGAAUGUUGAGCUUAAGUUUGUGGACUCUCUCAGACGCCAGUUUGAGUUCAGCGUGGACUCCUUCCAGAUAGCCUUGGACUCCCUUCUUCUGUUUGAUCGCUGUUCAGAGACGCCCAUGUCGGAGUGCUUUCACCCGACGGUGUUGGGCGAGAGCAUGUACGGGGAUUUCGAGGAAGCUCGUGGCCAUCUUUGCAACAAGGUCAUCGCGACGAGAAACCCCGAGGAGAUCCGAGGAGGCGGGCUUUUGAAAUACUGCCACCUUCUGGUGCGAGGGUUUCGGCCGACUUCAGAAGCGGAGAUGAAAUCGCUCCAGCGGUACAUGUGCUCCCGGUUCUUCAUUGACUUUUCGGACAUAGGCGAACAGCAGCGAAAGCUUGAGGCAUACCUGCAGAAUCACUUUGCUGGAAUGGAGCACAAACGGUACGACUGUCUGGUCACGUUAUACCACGUGGUCAAUGAGAGUACGGUGUGCUUGAUGGGACACGAACGACGGCAGACGUUAAAUCUUAUCUCUAUGCUCGCACUGAGGGUGCUGGCCGAACAGAACGCCAUCCCAACAGUUACCAACGUCACAUGCUAUUACCAGCCAGCGCCCUACGUGCGAGACAUCAACUUCAGUAACUACUACAUCGCUCACGUGCAGCCGCUAGUGCACACCUGCAGUAGUUCCUACCCGACGUGGCUGCCCUGCAACUGACCCUGAGUACCUCAGGGUUCAGCCCUCGUACCUUCCCAUGUGGUGAAGAAGAUAUGCAAGCAAGUGAAUACAUGAACAGUUUUUUCCAAACACAAAAAUUGAAAAUUUUUUUGAAAAAAAAAAAAAAAUAAAUGUGACAUAUAUAGAAUGACUGUUCACUGCUGUAUGUCUGAUUUGAGCCGAUCCUUACGUAUUCUGUUCUGCAGAGUGAAUGAAGAUCUUUUUCACAUGUAGCAGGAAAAAAAAAAAGUUUUUUUUUUUUUUCUUUUAAACGCAUUAUAGAUUCAGUUAAACUCUCGCAGGUUAUGUAAGUGGGGAAAGAAGGCUGCAUUCGUUGUGAAGCUAUAUACGUUUUAUUUUUUUGCCAGACUGUGGUUUCAAUCAACCUCUGUUUUGCUUUUUGGUUUUUUAAGGACCAAAGAUAUUUUACUUUCGUCGUUAAAAAAGAAAGGAAUGUUUGCUGUUGUAAUUCCAAGUGCCUAAAAACAUUGUACAAAAAAAAGUGAGACCUGUGCUUUCCAAAACCAUUUUUCUGUCUCCUUGUUAAUUGUAAAACUCUAUUUUCAGGGAUGGAGGCAUGUAUUUCCAUGUGAUUAAAAAAAAAGCACAAAACCCAUCUUCAUGUGUUCUAGACCUCUUUUACAUUUUGAUGCUGUGGUGUUUCAGAAAAUAAUUUCAAAUGGUAAGGAUUUUUUUAGAUAGCUUUCCAACAAGCUAUUUAUCAUGAGACAUAAAGAGGUGAAAGUGGUCAAUGGCGAAACUGCAAGUGUAGCAGUGUUGUGGUCUGAAUGUGUGCUGACUCUUAAUCUGAGGAAAUGGAUCCAUUGCAGUUCCAGGACAUGAACCAUAAGGAUCCCUUCUAAAGCACAAUGGCCCCUCUUUUAGUGUGACACUAAAGGUAACAGACAAAGGCUGUUUUGUUAACCCACCCAUGCUGCCCCUGGAGAUAGAAUCCUAUUUCCUUUCAUAAUGCCAUAUCCAUGUCAUUGUUUUUGUAAACAUCAAGGAGCUGGUAUUGCCAUGUAAGCUAACAGAUCUAGGGACGGGAUGUAAAAAAUAAUUACUACUGACUAGUAGACUAAUAUAAUUGCUUUAUGCUUUUAUGCUUUUUACGUUUAAAUAGACUUAUUUAUUUAAUUUUAAUGGUUCUUACAAGGGGUUUGUUCUUUUGUUUCAUUUGGUUCAGAUUCAUUCAAUUUAAAGAGCACUACAUCCGUUUUCUUGCAAUGGCAGCAUAGUAUUUAUUGGUCUAGACUGGUUUCUGUAAGGGGUGGCCCAUGAAUUCUUAUUUCACCAUUGUGCACUUGAGCUUUUUUUGUGCCAUUGCCUUUUGGGAAUCAAUCAAUAAAGUAUCUGAACUAUC
This is a messenger RNA of Labeo rohita (rohu), 2786 nucleotides long. It is a transcript of the gene tent5ba, whose product is annotated as terminal nucleotidyltransferase 5ba. The coding region runs from base 242 to 1423 and encodes 393 amino acids. The transcript has 2 exons. Gene Ontology annotation, molecular function: poly(A) RNA polymerase activity; RNA binding. Gene Ontology annotation, biological process: mRNA stabilization. Lineage: Eukaryota; Metazoa; Chordata; Actinopteri; Cypriniformes; Cyprinidae. The record is from RefSeq and is a predicted model, not a curated record.